AUGAUUUCCACCUCUCACAAUGUCCACACUGAGGGAGGAUCGAGCCUCCCGCGAGUCCUGUACCGAGUCACCCACAGAGACCAGCCUAACAACGGCACCAAGUCCAGGCUGGGGAGCGGAAGCGAUCCAAUAUUCCUCCAGCUUCAUCUACAGAAGCACCUAAACAUACAAUGCAGAGAAGAAAGCCCUUUCCUAUCGGCUACUUCCCAAAGAUGCACAGCACUCGAACUAGCCGCCAAGCAUGCUGCUAAGGGCAUCCCAGGCGUUGAGAUCAUCGAAUUCAAGACAAGCGGCCGAGGCUGGGAUCAUAACAUCCAGAGACUCUGGAGUGCCAGGUCCCUGCUUCGGCAGUUUGGCCUGGUCGCCAAGUCCAGAUUUGUCAAGGAGUACCUUGUAGAGCACUCCAUCCCUGAGGAGAGCAUCGUCAGUCGCCUCGAUUGGGAGCAAGACAAAGAUAAGCUUGAUCCUUUGGGCUUUUACAGGAAAAAGGCUGCCAGGGAUCACAAACGCAAUAAAAGAAACCAGAAACGCGCGAAUGAGACGAAAAACGAGGCAGCAGCGGAGAAGCGCAAGGCCGGCGGCGACCUAGGCGAGUCCGAACCUGAACCCAAGAAGAGAAACACUGGAAAGUGGGUUAAAGUCGGCAUCAAGGUGGGCCGCAACACUGGCGCGUGA
Colletotrichum graminicola M1.001 is the source of this 675-nucleotide messenger RNA. RefSeq lists its product as uncharacterized. Bases 1 to 675 code for a protein of 224 amino acids. The record is from RefSeq and is a predicted model, not a curated record. NCBI's taxonomy places the organism in Eukaryota, Fungi, Ascomycota, Sordariomycetes, Glomerellales, Glomerellaceae. The transcript has a single exon.